CCAAAGAUUGAGUUAGGCGAAAAGAAAAAUCGUAAAAUAUGCGCAUUUCGCAAACCAAAGAAAAAAAUGACACAAUUUGACUUUCAACCCGGUAGCUUAUAGAGGUCGACCCGACAGGUGUGUGCGGCCCGUUUUUCUCACCGGGUCAGGGUCAAAGUGGGUCGACCCGCGGAUUGACAACCUUGGUCCACGCGCUUGCACUCUUUAUAGCGCUUCCCUUAACGGACUCUAGCCUCCAGCCGAAUCCCUUGAUGCAAAAAGCCCAACUGAGAAGGGCUGAAUUGACAGAACCAUUCAGUGGGUAGGCCCAACUAAACAAUAAGUAGGUCCAUGAAGCCCAAAUUACAUGUCCAGCCUUUAUUUCGUUUUUCCUCCUCUUUUCUUGGUUCUGUGCCUCUGCUGCUCGCUGGUAGCUGUCUCUCAAAAAAGCUCCGGCGACGAGGAAUAUGACGGCAAUGGCGAUCUUCCGUUCGAGGACAUGGCUCUCGAGAAGUUUCUCGAGUCUUUCUUCUCAUCCCCUUCGCGUCUGUGUGGUCGGCAGCGGACCUGCCGGCAUGUACACCGCCGAGAAAAUGCUGAAGGCGCACCAGGGGGCUGAAGUUGAUAUCAUCGAUCGUCUGCCGACGCCUUUUGGAUUAGUCCGGUCAGGAGUUGCCCCCGAUCAUCCAGAAACCAAGAUUGUGACGAAUCAGUUCUCGAGGGUCGCGCAAAAUGACAGGUGCUCGUUCUUUGGGAACGUUACUCUUGGGUCCUCCAUUUCGCUCUCGGAGCUGAGGAACUUGUAUGAUGUGGUUGUUCUUGCAUAUGGUGCUGAAAGUGACAGAGCUUUGGGUAUUCCAGGAGAAGAUCUUUCUGGGAUAUACUCAGCCAGAGAAUUUGUCUGGUGGUACAACGGGCACCCAGAUUGCAGAAACUUGAGUCCUGAUUUGAAGAAUACCGAUACGGCUGUUAUACUGGGCCAGGGGAAUGUAGCUCUUGACGUUGCUCGUAUCCUUCUACGCCCAACAGAAGAACUGGCAACAACUGACAUUGCCUGCCAUGCUUUGGCUGCUUUGGAGCAGAGCUCUAUCAGGAAAGUCUAUUUGGUUGGCAGACGCGGACCAGCCCAAGCAGCUUGCACUGCGAAGGAGCUACGAGAAAUUCUUGGCACAAAAAAAGUACAGAUUCACAUCAAGGAAGAAGAUUUACAUAAAAGCCCCGAAGAUGAGGAAGAGCUGAAGAACAGCCGUAUCAGAAAGAGGGUUUAUGAGUUGCUCUCCAAAGCUGCCACCACGGGACCUUCCCUUCCUAGUUCUGGUCAACGUGAACUUCACUUUGUGUUCUUCCGGAAGCCUGAUAGCUUUUCUGAGUCAGCUGAGUACCCAGGGCACGUUUCUGGUGUACACUUAGAGAAGACGGUUCUCAAAGGUGUUGGCAGUGGGAAGCAGAUUGCCGUUGGCAGCGGUCAGUUUGAGGACAUUGAGUGCGGUAUGGUUCUGAAGAGCGUUGGCUACAAAUCAGUGCCUGUACCCGGUUUACCAUUCGAUCAUAAGAACGGUGUGGUUCCAAACGAUGGAGGCCGGGUCAUCAGCGAUACUUCCGGAGACCCUGAACUAAUCGAACAGGGCUUGUACGUAUGCGGGUGGUUAAAGAGAGGGCCAACAGGCAUCAUUGGGACAAACCUGCACUGCGCAGAGGAAACUGUGGCAAGCAUAUCGCACGACCUUGAACAUGGCUUGAUAGCAUCACCGCCUACGUCAAUGAAGCCCGGCAGAGAAGGGCUCCUCCAGCUGCUCGACGACAGGAACGUGAGAGUUGUGCCGUUCAGCGGUUGGGAGAAGAUAGACUGUGAAGAGAGGCAACUCGGGAGUCUGAAAGGCAAGCCCAGGGUGAAGUUAGGCAGCUGGGAGGAUUUACUGAAAGUUGCAAUGUAGUUUCAGUUUUUCGUCUAUACUUCCAAAACUUCAGUGUUAUACAUUUUGAUGGAUAACAUACAAUCAUUUAGUAACGACCAGUUGUAUCGGUUAAGUCAUGCGUAUUAGAUCGGGCUUAUCGUACGAUAUUGUAAUGACUUUUUAUGCUGUUUUCGUACCAAUUUGCAAUGGUAUUCCAUUUGUAAUACUAUCGAUUAAACAACACGAUUGUGUCACUAAAAUUACCAUUCCACAAAACAGGAUUGUAGAAGAGAGCCAGAGAGGGGAUCUAAGUGGAAGGACAAAGAAGUUAGAGGACUGAAAUGAUAAUUAAUCAAACAACGGGCUUUUGACGAAUGUGAAUUGUUGUGAGGGCAACUCGUUGGCGUUUAAUUGGAUUCUCUUCGACUUCUUUCGUGGUCAAAUCAAGGCAACAACGGCAGAGAAGGCAAAGAUCAGGCGUUUCCUUCGGAAUCCGACCGCCGUCCCUCCUCGUCGCUGGUGAAUAAUCGUCCGGUCGAGCUAGAACGAGGAAAGGAGAAGCAUUUGAAACUGCAAUUAGUGAACUCCCAUAGCAAGGGCUGGGAGGAGUUUUCCUAUCAAAUGGGGGGAUUGAAUUGGGUCGUGGCAGUAGUUUUGCUCGGUUCACUUUUCCAAUUGCCGAUUGUGCGGGCGAAAGAGCAGCUCAGCUCGAGAGAAUGCGAGGAUCUAGGCUUCACCGGACUCGCCCUUUGCUCCGAUUGCCACGCUCUUGCUGAGUACGUCAAAAAUCAAGGUUCUUGCUUCGUUUUCCCUCUCUUCUUCUGUUUUCUAGGUUUUAGCUGUGCAUUUGCGUUUUUUUUUUUUAUGUGGGAAAGUUAGCACCUUGACUGCAGAAUUUGACCUAUAAAGUAAAGUUGAGACUUUUUGCUGUUCAUUUGUCAUUUUGAUUGCAGAACUGGUCUCCGACUGUUUGAAAUGUUGCAACGAGGACUCCGAUGAUUCCAUGAGCAAGGUAUCUGUAUAAUAACACCCAGAAGAAUUGAAACUAGUUGCUUUGAGAAUCUGAAAGGUUAUUAAUUGGACAAUUGAGUUAGCUAUUUGGAAUGUACAAAGUAUACUACCUUAGAUCAUGUUUGACAUCAUUACUAAUACCUCCAUUAGCCUUCCUUGCUGACUUCUCAUUACGAGAUAAUUUAGCUGCCUUUCCAUUGCAUUCUACUGGGUAACUAAUUUCGGGCUCGAUUUGUUUCUCUAUGCUUGUAAAUGAUACGAUUUUAACAUUGGAUUGCUUGUGAUUGCUCUAUGGUGUAAUCCUCUCCAAUUCCCAGUUUCGAGAAACUCUUGCCCUUAUAGAAAAGGGAGGUAUGCGACAUUCAAGAUUCUGUAAUACAAUGCCAUUCAGUAAUUUUGAUCUCUAAAAAGUGAAACUAACGUGUGAAACCCUCUAUGACUAUCCUUCUCAUUGGGUUUCUGGUCUCUUUUAGUCGCCAUUGUCUUUUUGUUUUUUGUUUUGCUCGGGAUUUCAGAGAUCGGCAUUUCGUAUUUUACGCUUAGGAUGCACUUCAUGUGUUUUAGGUUACAAUGUUUUGAAUGUCUACUUGGUGCUUGUGGUAAGUGUAGCCAGGGAGAGUUAACCUGAAAUUUGUGAUCGUAGGUUACCUACUCUGGUGCAGUACUGGAGGUUUGCAUGAGGAAAUUGGUUUUCUAUCCUGAGAUCGUUGGCUUCAUUGAGGAAGACAAGGACCAGUUCGGCAGUGUUAAAGUUCAAUAUAGUUUCAACUCUCCACCAAAGUUGAUCUUGCUGGAUGAUGAAGGCCAACAUAAAGAAACCAUUAGGUAAGGUUUGGUUUUAUCAUUAGUUUUUCCUAGCCCUCUUUAUUUUCCAUAUAAUAAAGAUGAAACUGUGGG
Molecule: messenger RNA, 3782 nt
Organism: Linum trigynum
Lineage: Eukaryota; Viridiplantae; Streptophyta; Magnoliopsida; Malpighiales; Linaceae
Source: the annotation of a GenBank genome assembly